GAAUGUCAAAUGGGCCGAAACCGCGGCCCAGUGAGCGGAAUACCGUUUGGAGACCUUAUCUCCGAAUCUGCGUUGGCGUAGUCUUUAUAGGAGCUAUGAUCUACUCAAUGGUAACCGGCGAUAAUGAAUCCAAACUUGACGCCCCCUCAAUAGCGGAACUAGAUGAAGCGACCAAACGUGAAGCCUCCAUCACCGAAACCUCGCCAAUGCGUCUGCGGAUGGAGAAGCUCAUAAAGGAGCACCAGCAGAAGAUCGUGGAUGAACUAUCCAGGAUUGAUGGGAAAUCAUUCAAAUCUGAUACAUGGAGCCGCCCCAGCGGCGGCGGUGGCAUCUCCUGCGUUCUGCAGGAUGGUAACGUCUUCGAAAAAGCUGGCGUCAACGUCUCGGUUGUCUACGGCAAACUGCCGCGCCCAGCCAUCGAGAAGAUGCGCGCAGAUCACAAGUCCUUCGUCGCCGCUGACGUCGACUCUCUGGACUUCUUCGCCGCAGGUCUCUCCCUCGUUCUGCACCCAAAAAACCCCAUGGCCCCAACCGUCCACCUCAACUACCGCUACUUCGAGACUGCAGACCCAAAGAACCCGCUCAGCGGCGACAAGAACUGGUGGUUUGGGGGCGGGACAGAUUUAACGCCCUCAUACCUAUUCCCAGAGGACUGCGAACACUUCCACAAAACAAUCAAGAACGUCUGCGAUAAACAUGACGGCACUUAUUACCCGCGCUUCAAAAAAUGGUGCGACGAGUACUUCUACAUUCCCCACCGUGGUGAGGCGCGCGGUGUCGGCGGUAUCUUCUUCGAUGACCUCGAUGCAGAAUUCUUCAACCGCUCUUCCCAUUCCACACUCCACCCCCACUCCCACGCCUCCUCACAAAACGCCCAGGAGGCCCUCUUCUCCUUCGUCACGGAUGCCCUUGCCUCCUUCCUGCCCUCGUACAUCCCCAUUAUCGAAAGGCGCAAGGAUAUGCCUUUCACCCCUGCGGAGAAGGAGUGGCAACAACUCCGUCGCGGCCGGUAUGUGGAAUUUAACCUCGUAUAUGACCGCGGCACGAGCUUUGGGUUGCGCACGCCUGGUGCACGUGUGGAGAGUAUACUGAUGAGUCUACCGCGGACGGCUGAGUGGAAGUAUAUGGAUCCCGUCUCGGGAACAAGAAUUGAUGAUGGUAGUUCUCGGAGUCCUGGCGGGGGGGAUGAAAGCGAAGCAAUCGACAGUGACGAUAAGGCAAGGGAAAGAGAGUUGAUGAACGUCUUGAAGAAUCCGAGGCAGUGGGUUUAAAUGGGGAUAUGAUUAUCUUGUCCAUUCUCUCUACCUUCGAUAUGCGUAUAUUGGAAUUGCCAAUGUCUUCCAGAGAGGUGGGUUUUCCCGGCUCUUUUUCUCCCCUCUUUUUUAUUCUCUUCCCCCUCAACGACAAAGAACUUCUGCUGCAGCCGCCAGGUCAAUAAAAAGUAAGCAAAAGUAGGAAGCAGAAUGUAUAAUUCUUUAAACAAC
Histoplasma capsulatum G186AR is the source of this 1484-nucleotide messenger RNA. Its product is annotated as coproporphyrinogen III oxidase. The record is from RefSeq and is a predicted model, not a curated record. NCBI's taxonomy places the organism in Eukaryota, Fungi, Ascomycota, Eurotiomycetes, Onygenales, Ajellomycetaceae. The transcript is spliced from 2 exons. Gene Ontology annotation, molecular function: coproporphyrinogen oxidase activity. Gene Ontology annotation, cellular component: mitochondrial intermembrane space; cytoplasm. The coding region runs from base 3 to 1271 and encodes 422 amino acids.